This is a messenger RNA of Rhodofomes roseus, 1465 nucleotides long. RefSeq names its product putative CDK4/6. The record is from RefSeq and is a predicted model, not a curated record. The transcript has 5 exons. Gene Ontology annotation, molecular function: ATP binding; protein kinase activity. The coding region runs from base 128 to 1399 and encodes 423 amino acids. NCBI's taxonomy places the organism in Eukaryota, Fungi, Basidiomycota, Agaricomycetes, Polyporales, Fomitopsidaceae. Gene Ontology annotation, biological process: spliceosomal complex assembly; regulation of mRNA processing; protein phosphorylation.
GUGGCGUUCCUGACACGUCCGGUGGUUGACUGUCAAUCCGUAUGCGAACCUUGUGCGAACUUGAUGCGAAUCUCGCCUGUCGGGCGUCUCCUAACCUAUACAUAACACUGGUGCACCGUGUCCCAGCAUGUCCCCAGUCGUCUCCCUUGCUGAAGCCCAAAUGUCAUCUCUCCUACGCGCUGCUCGCCGCCUCGUACAAAAGCCUCUACUUCCUCGAUCAUUCCCUACGAGCAGUUUCGAGGUUAUUGCCAACUCUCGCUUGGUCGAAGAGGAGACCUGGGAAUGGUAUAGCCCUGACGAAUUCUGUCCGGUGCGAAUAGGUGAAGUCUUCAAGUCCCAAUACCAGGUUGUCGGAAAAUUAGGAUAUGGAGCAUUCGCUACGGUAUGGCUGUGCCGGGAUCUCGUGGAGCACCGGCAUGUAGCUCUCAAGAUCGGCGCUUGCCAUGCGCUUUCAGGCGAGCUGUCGGUCUCGAAAUAUCUGAAAACAAUCAGAACAAGUCAUGCAGGCUCCAUUCUCGUUCGCCAGACGCUGGAUGAGUUCGAAAUCACUCGCCAAGCCCAGAAGUAUCAAGCUAUCGUCUACUCGCCACUGGCAAUUACCUUACGUGGAUUUCGGAAGAUGUUCCGCGAUCAAGCUCUUUCAGUUCAGCUUCUGAGGUUGGUUCUCAAACACAUCUUCAUCGCGCUCGACUUCCUGCAUACUGAGGCUCGCGUGAUACACACCGAUAUACAGGAGAAGAACAUCUUGCUCGGCUUGGAUGACAACACAGCCGAAGAUGACUUGAACAAGUUCGAGCAGCAAGAGUUCGAGUCCCCUAGUCCACGGAAGAUAGACGGCGACCGCGUCAUCUACACGUCCCGGCCACUCGUUCCUCGCAUAUACAAUUAUGGACGACCAGUACUCUGCGACCUCGGCGAGGCGCGCUUUGGAGAGUACAAUCGGAUGGCCGAUAUCCAGCCGUAUCAGUAUCGCGCCCCUGAAGUCAUCCUCGACAUACCUUGGGACCACAAAGCGGACAUCUGGAACGUCGGAGUCUUGAUCUGGGACUUGUUCCAGAACGGCAAUCUGUUCAAGACAACGGGUGGGCCUGAGAACAAACAGGACAAUAUCUACCACCUCGCCCAUAUGAUCGCGCUGCUUGGCCCCCCACCGAAAGACUUCCUCGAGCGGACUCAGACGGAACGUCCGUGGGGAUGGUUUGACAAAGACGGCAACUGGAAGGCUGCCGCGGACAUCCCGAACACGAAUCUCGAGGAUGCCGAGAAGAAGCUGACAGGGGAGGAUAAGGUGCUGUUCCUCCGGUUUGUUCGGAAGAUGCUGAAGUGGAAGCCUGAGGAGAGGGCGAGUGCGAAAGAACUGCUGGAUGAUCCGUGGCUUAACGCAGUACAAAGUACGUAGCAGCUUCAAGUGUUGUGGGUACAGUAGGAUUGGCGAAAGCGAAAGGUCAAGCAGCGAAGCGAGAAC